This is a messenger RNA of Amoebophrya sp. A120, 312 nucleotides long. The record is from the annotation of a GenBank genome assembly. NCBI's taxonomy places the organism in Eukaryota, Dinophyceae, Syndiniales, Amoebophryaceae.
AUGGGGCGUGCUUCGAUCUCACCGAUCAGUCCACGGCCGCGGCGGGGAAAUAGUAUUGCCAUUGGCGGUACUCCCGGCCUGCUGCCGGGCGGUGGAGGUGGCGUUGCCCCCCCACCUGCACGGGCUCGGCGCUCGAGUAUUUUCCAGAGCGAUCUCUUGAAUCCCAGCGGUGCCGCGGCCAGUAGGAAAAGCCGAGCCGUGUUGCAGCGGACCACCACUACAGUACCGGGGAUCCCCAUGGGCGUGUCGAUCCUCGAAUACGAAGACUGGAAGCAUCUGUUUCGCUUGAUGGUCAUGUGCAAAAGAACAGAG